GAUGAGGUCUCUCCUAUGGACAUUGAACUCCCAGCUGCCUGAGCCUGCUGCCUGUGAUGGAAGAGCUGGAUGUGAAUGUGAGUUCCAGUGAGGGCUUCGGCAUCGCGGAGAAGAUCCUGCUGCUCUCCUUCGUCUCUGCCGUCAUCCUCAUGGCCAUCCUGGGCAACCUGCUGGUCAUGGUGGCCGUGUGCCGGGACAGGCAGCUCCGGAAAAUCAAGACCAACUAUUUCAUCGUGUCCCUGGCCUUUGCUGACCUGCUGGUGUCGGUGCUGGUGAUGCCCUUUGGAGCCAUGGAGCUGGUCCAGGACAACUGGAUCUAUGGGGAGAUGUUCUGCCUGGUGAGGACCUCGCUGGACGUGCUGCUGACCACAGCGUCCAUCCUGCACCUCUGCUGCAUCUCCCUGGACAGGUACUAUGCCAUCUGCUGCCAGCCCCUGGUGUACAGGAACAAGAUGACCCCGCUGCGCAUCGCGCUGAUGCUGGGGGGCUGCUGGGUGAUCCCCACCUUCAUCUCCUUCCUCCCCAUCAUGCAGGGCUGGAACAGCAUAGGCAUCAUUGAUCUGAUCCAGCAAAGGCAGUUCAACAAGGCCUCCAACUCCACCUACUGCAUCUUCAUGGUGAACAAGCCGUACGCCAUCACCUGCUCCGUGGUGGCCUUCUACAUCCCCUUCCUGCUGAUGGUGCUGGCCUACCACCGCAUCUACGUGACGGCGCGGGCGCACGCGCGGCAGAUCCGCCUGCUGCAGCGCGCGGGGAACCCGGCCGAGCCCCGCCAGGGCCCCCAGGAGCCACGGCAGAGCCUUCAGGAGACACAGCAACACCUCCAGGAGACACAUCAGGGCCUUCAGGAACCACGGCAGGGCCAACACCCCCAGGAGCCACAUCAGGGCCCUCAGGAGCCACGGCUGGACCCUCAGGAACCAUGGCGGGGCCUUCACGAGCCACAGCAACACCCCCAGGAGCCACAUCAGGGCCUGCAGGAGCCACGGCAGCACCCCCCUGACCAGCACAGCAGCCACCGCAUGAAAACAGAGACCAAAGCUGCCAAGACCCUGUGCAUCAUCAUGGGCUGCUUCUGCCUCUGCUGGGCCCCCUUCUUUGUCACCAAUAUCGUGGAUCCCUUCAUUAACUACACGGUGCCUGGCAAGCUGUGGACGGCCUUCCUGUGGCUGGGCUACAUCAACUCGGGCUUGAACCCUUUCCUCUACGCCUUCCUCAACAAGGCUUUCAGACGUGCCUUCCUCAUCAUCCUCUGCUGCGGCGACGAGCGCUACCGAAGGCCUUCCAUCCUGGGCCAGACUGUGCCCUGCUCCACCACCACCAUCAACGGCUCCACGCACGUGCUGAGGUACAAGGUGUUACACAACGGGCACCACCAGGAACAAGAGAAGCUUCCCAUCCACCCCGACCCUGAAUCCCAAGAGUCCUGUUUCUAGUCCUGGCCCAGAAGAAGAGGAACAGAGGCAUUUUAGGAUAUCCCAAGGAUUCACAGACAGCUGCACUUGAAAACCCAUCCAUCUGCAUUGUCCUGGUGCUUCCUGCAGUGAAUUCCCAGGAAUGUCCAGCUGUGGGAGCUGGGUGGGAGCACGGGGAGGGUCAGGACUGCUGUCCCUGUCCCUGUCCCUGCAGGAGCAGCUGGAGUUGUGCCAGAGCCCUGCUCCAGGAGUGAGGCAUUCCUGGCAAAGCCAGGGCCAAAACAGCUCCAAACCAGCCCGUGCAGGGACUCUGCUGCUCCUUUCCUGCUGCUCCUUUCCUGCUGCUCCUUUCCUCUCCUGCUGCCCCCUGCUCAGCCCACCCCACCCUGCAGGCCACAGCUGUGGGGUGGCACCGAGCUGCCCCAU
Molecule: messenger RNA, 1841 nt
Organism: Zonotrichia albicollis (white-throated sparrow)
Lineage: Eukaryota; Metazoa; Chordata; Aves; Passeriformes; Passerellidae
Source: RefSeq, a predicted model, not a curated record